UACAGUAGUCAUCAAUGGAAUGGUGACCGGAGGAGGAGGCGGCGGUGGUGGUGGUGGCGGCGGUGGUGGGAAUUUUCAAGAUGAGGGGGAAAGUAGAAACCCUUCCAUGGCAUCGGCAGCUGGUGGAGCUACGAGGUCAUGGGGGACUACCAUUUCUGGUCAAUCUGUCUCGACAAGCGGCAGCGUUGGGUCUCCCUCCACUCUCAGCGAGGCGGCUAUGGCUACUCCCGCCAGUCAGAAAAAGAUUCUGAGGCUAAAUCAUCUUGAUUUACAAGAUGACGAUGCCGGAUCUCAAGGAGAUAUAGGUAGCAACACCAAGAAGAAGAAGAAGAGAGCUCAACGAGUGGUUGCAGGAGGGGAUAAAAGUAGCAGAGGUUUACGCCAGUUCAGUAUGAAAGUGUGUGAGAAAGUUGAAAGCAAGGGAAGAACUACAUACAAUGAGGUUGCUGAUGAACUUGUGGCUGCAUUUGCUGAUCCUAGUUAUACUAUGGUAUCUCCAGACAAGCAACAAUAUGAUGAGAAGAACAUAAGGAGAAGAGUAUACGAUGCACUCAAUGUACUCAUGGCUAUGGAUAUAAUAUCCAAGGACAAAAAGGAAAUUCAAUGGAAGGGUCUUCCCAGGACUAGCCUGAAUGACAUUGAAGAGAUAAAGGCAGAGCGUCUUGGGCUAAGAAGCAGAAUUGACAAAAAAACAGCUUAUUUGCAAGAACUUGAGGAACAUUACAUAGGUCUUCAGAAUCUUGUACAAAGGAAUGAGCGGUUAUAUGGCUCAGGGAACACUCCUACUGGAGGUGUGGCUUUGCCUUUUAUACUUGUGCAGACGCGUCCCCAUGCAACCGUCGAGGUAGAGAUAUCCGAAGAUAUGCAACUGGUUCAUUUCGACUUCAACAGCACUCCUUUUGAGCUACACGACGAUAAUUAUGUUAUGAAGGCGAUGAAAUUCUGUGGAAUAAAUGAGGACGAAUCAUUGCCCAACUUCUCAACAGAUGGAGGUGAAGGCUCAAGUAUGUACCAAGCCCAACCGUCAAGGCCAAACUGACAUCCCAAUUUGCCUGCCUCUUUUUCGGGUAAUCUUUCGAACAUUAGUUUUUUGUUCUUUUUUGUAUCUGACACCUAGAAUGAUCGUGUCUGUUGGGUCUUGUAUAUCAUGUAGAUCGUUAAUGUUGUUAGUUUGGAUUAUAUUGCUAGAGAUUAUAUUGUCAUGUAUAAUGGUGAGGUAUAAUGUUCAACUGUGAAGAUCUGUUUUAUCCUUUUGAAUUUGGUAUGAUUCACAGUU
Messenger RNA from Impatiens glandulifera, 1276 nucleotides. RefSeq names its product transcription factor-like protein DPB. The record is from RefSeq and is a predicted model, not a curated record. Bases 20 to 1039 code for a protein of 339 amino acids. Gene Ontology annotation, biological process: regulation of cell cycle; regulation of transcription by RNA polymerase II. Gene Ontology annotation, cellular component: transcription regulator complex; nucleus. Lineage: Eukaryota; Viridiplantae; Streptophyta; Magnoliopsida; Ericales; Balsaminaceae. Gene Ontology annotation, molecular function: RNA polymerase II transcription regulatory region sequence-specific DNA binding; DNA-binding transcription factor activity, RNA polymerase II-specific. The transcript has 10 exons.